Psylliodes chrysocephalus is the source of this 375-nucleotide messenger RNA. The record is from the annotation of a GenBank genome assembly. NCBI's taxonomy places the organism in Eukaryota, Metazoa, Arthropoda, Insecta, Coleoptera, Chrysomelidae.
AUGCCAAGUGCUGUAGAAAUGGAAACAUUAAAUGAGCUUACAGCUAUAUUGAAGCCAUUUCAAUACGUAACAAGAGAAGCGUCUGGCCAAAAAUAUAUAACAAUUUCCAAAAUUAUACCAAUGAUUAAUUGCUUGACAACUGAACUGAAUAGUAUUAUACCCAAUUCAAUUGUUUUAAAAGAAUGUAAGGACGGUUUAAUUCGAGAGCUGAGAAAAAGGUAUGGGUCAAUUGAAUUAAAUGACCAUGCAGCAAUUGCUACACUUUUAGACCCAAGGUUUAAAAACCUACAUUUCCAAGACCCUGCUGCUUGCGGAAGAGCCAUACAAAAACUGAAAAAUAUGAUUAAAGGACAACAAAGCAGCUCAAGUGAGUAG